Messenger RNA from Hibiscus syriacus, 1158 nucleotides. Its product is annotated as MLO-like protein 4. The record is from RefSeq and is a predicted model, not a curated record. Bases 13 to 1128 code for a protein of 371 amino acids. Gene Ontology annotation, cellular component: membrane. Lineage: Eukaryota; Viridiplantae; Streptophyta; Magnoliopsida; Malvales; Malvaceae. Gene Ontology annotation, biological process: defense response. The transcript is spliced from 11 exons.
GAUUCUCCAUCUAUGCAGAUCUAUAGCUGGAGAAAAUGGGAAAACCAAGCCAACUCCAUAGCUGAUGGAAUUGGAAGCUUGCAAGCGAAGAGAAACAAAGUGAUGAGACGACAGACCACCUUCGUUUUCCAUCACACAUCUCAUCCAUGGAGCAGGAGUCCAAUUCUCAAAUGGAUGCUUUGCUUUUUACGACAAUUCAGGAGCUCUAUAGAGAAAUCAGAUUACCUGGCACUUCGUCUAGGGUUCAUCACGAAGCAUAAGCUGCCACUUUCGUAUAAUUUCCAUAGCUAUAUGGUUCGAAGCAUGGAAGAUGAGUGUCGGGGCAUUCUUGGUAUUAGCUGGCCACUUUGGGCAUAUGCUGUAGCUUGCAUCUUUGUGAACAUUCAUGGAUUGAAUAUUUACUUCUGGUUGUCUUUCAUCCCUGCCAUUCUUGUGAUGUUGGCUGGGACGAAGCUUCAGCAUGUUGUUUCCUCAUUAGCACUGGAGAUUAAGGAACAGAUCACUGGUCAGCCUACCGGAGCGCAAGUAAAGCCACGCAACGAUUUGUUCUGGUUCAGGAAACCUGAGAUAUUACUCAGGUUGAUACAGUUUAUCAUUUUUCAGAAUGCCUUAGUGAUGGCGACAUUUCUCUGGUCAUUGUGGGGAUUCGAGCAUAGAUCGUGCUUCAUGAAAAACCAUCUUAUGAUCGUCUUCCGAUUGGUUUCCGGGGUUCUUCAGUUCUGGUGUAGCUCUAUCACAGUGCCUUUGUAUGUAAUUGUCACACAGACGGGAUCGCGAUGCAAGAAAGCCUUAGUUGCCGAGAGUGUGAGGGAAUCACUUCACAGUUGGCGUAAAAGAGUGAAAGCGAAGUCGAAACGUGAAUCCACGCACUCGCAUACUGCGAGAUCCGUUUGCUCACUCGAAUCGAUUGUCGAUGACGAGAGGGAUGCUGUCAUGGUUGGCACUUUGUCGAGAAGUUCAUCCAUGAAGUCAUUGAAUCAAAUAACUAUAACAUCCUCAGAACAGGCGGCGGCCAUACUCGGGACUUCCAGCACUGCCCCAGGCAAUGUAUCAUCGAGGGUGGAGGAGUACUUAUCGGAGAUCGGAGUCGAUAAACAUAAGUGCAUCACAGCCAUCAACCAUCGAUGAAGAAGAAUAUGAAGAAGAAACAAAAGUUGA